This is a messenger RNA of Bufo gargarizans (Asiatic toad), 4872 nucleotides long. RefSeq names its product ETS transcription factor ELK4 (gene ELK4). Lineage: Eukaryota; Metazoa; Chordata; Amphibia; Anura; Bufonidae. Gene Ontology annotation, molecular function: DNA-binding transcription factor activity, RNA polymerase II-specific; sequence-specific DNA binding. The record is from RefSeq and is a predicted model, not a curated record. The coding region runs from base 127 to 1386 and encodes 419 amino acids. Gene Ontology annotation, cellular component: nucleus. Gene Ontology annotation, biological process: cell differentiation; regulation of transcription by RNA polymerase II. The transcript has 5 exons.
CGGAAGUGACGUAACGGCGGAUGGUGGCCCGUUCAGUAGUGGUGGGCCGAAGCUGAGCUCGAAAGUGACAGGAGGAGGGGACAUGGGGCGCGCCGGACCGUGGUGACCGGACAGCGGUGAUCUGCUAUGGACAGCGCCAUUACUUUGUGGCAGUUCCUGCUCCAGCUUCUACAGGAACCGGGAAAUAAUGAUUUGAUAUGCUGGACGUCAGAUGAUGGGGAGUUCAAACUUCUGAAGGCUGAAGAAGUGGCCAGGUUAUGGGGGGAGCGCAAGAACAAGCCGAGCAUGAACUAUGACAAGCUAAGCAGGGCGCUCCGCUAUUACUAUGUGAAGAACAUCAUCAAAAAAGUGAAUGGGCAAAAGUUUGUUUACAAGUUUGUCUCAUACCCUGAUAUCCUGACCAUGGAUCCGGCGACGCUGAGUAAAGCUGAAGGAGAUACAGAUGGCAACUCUGCCAAUCCUGUCAGCACCCUCUUCAUGCGCGACAAGGAGAACUGUAGCAAGGAGCGACUAAUGUGUCCUCCUGCCAAAUGCUCAGGACGUAAUGAUUACAUUCACUCUGGGCUCUACACAUCCUUCACCCUCAAUUCCUUAAAUUCAUCCGGAGUAAAGCUCUUCAAAACUACAAAUGUGGAAUGUACAGCUGAGAAGAAAAUGACCCCAGAGGUUUCCCCAUCAGUCAUUAGGUUUGUGACCACACCAGCUAAAAACCAUGAGCCUGCACCCAUUAUAUCUUCAGUUCCACCCCACCCUCCAGAACCCCAUGAGAAACCUGCAGAGCCUCCACCAGGUGUAAUAACUGGUACUUCUCUGGUUCCCCCAGUCACUUCCAUUUCGCCCAUUCCAGAACAUUCACCAGCUUUAUCUCCUGAUUUGACUCAUCAGGAUAUAGCUGACGAAACCGAUUUGGGAUCCCCACAGCAUCUUGAUUUUGCUACUGACAUGGCGAUGGAGAUAGAGGAAUCACAAUUAGAUUCGAAGGCUGAUCAGGAGCUCGAUGCCGAGUCUGAACCAGAAGCCUAUGUACUGGACAAUAAGAGCACCAAGUCUAAAAAGCCCAAAGAGCUGGAGUUAACUCCCACACUGGUCAUCACAAGUAGUGACUCCAACACUCUUGGUAUCCUGAGCCCUUCGUUGCCCACGGCAUCUCUCACGCCAGCGUUUUUCUCACAGACACCUAUAUUGCUGACGCCAAAUGCCAUGCUCUCAAGCAUUCACUUCUGGAGUACCCUUAGUCCGGUGGCCCCUCUCAGUCCAGCCAGGCUACAUGGCAGCUCCCUGUUCCAGUUUCCAUCAGUCUACAACAGCCACAUGCCGCUUGCAUUAUCCAGCUUUGACAGCCCAUCUACACCUGGACCAUUCUCUCCUGAUUUACACAAGUCCUAGCAGUCACAUUGAAGGGCCGGACACAAGGAGAAGAAAAUGCUCCAGUCAGGUUCAUUAUGAGCUCUUCACUAUGUCAGGUUCCCUAGAUUGAGCUCCAAUCUGCUUUUCUUUCACCUCUGAUUUAUGUAUGUUCUUGCUGAAUUAACCUUGUAAAUCACCAUGACAUUGGCUAAUCAAAUGUCCUCUGAGGAAAUGUUGGAAAGUGGCCAUGUCCUUUGCACUUGAGUCAGUGUCAGUGUACACACAAAUCAAAGACUCAUACUAUAGAGUAUGUAAUAACUCUAUUUUUUCAGCAGAAUUUUAUCUAGCAGAACCAGGAUUAUUUUUGUAUUAUAUGCAGGAAUGACUUCUCAGGCGUAUGCCUUAAUUCUGGUCCAGUCAUUUUACCAAAUCCUUUUACCUUGGAAGAUUUACAAUGACUUGGUAUUUUAUAGGAACUGAGACAAAGCAAAAUUUGUAUGGGAAUCUUUUAUAACAUGGCCAGCCUUCCCUGUCAAAAAAAAUAAUAAUCUAGAAAGGAAGCCACAAUUUUUCCUUCCUUUCAUGAAGUAAUUAUAACUUGCUGGUGGGAAACACAAAGCACUUAAACUGGACCAAACCCAAAGGGAAGGAGCAGACGUCUGAAGGUAUUAUUUAGAAAAAGGCGAACAAUGGCUUAGAAAACAACAAGGAUGAUUUGCUUCAGUUGAUGGCACCCACGAUAGCAUGCGUCAUUCACACAGCGUGAAUAUGGAAAACCGAAGGCUCCCAGGAAUUAGCACUGACAGCCUGACAAAGAAAGAGAAAGAAGACCUCCAGUUGUUCGGAAUCCUUUGAGAGAUGCUAAAAAGAAGCCCCAGAGAUUGACGUCAUGAUCCAGGAUCUGUAAAGUCAUCUUCUUAUCAUCAAGUGUGCCCGCUUCAAGUGUCUUUAGCUCCUGCUCCAGAAUUUUAGGUUUUGUGGCUUUUUUUUAACUGCUCAACCUAUGCAAUUUUUGUUUAAUAGAAAUGAUAUAUUUUAAUAUAUUAGCUGGUACAUUGCUUAAGCACAGAUGACAGAGAAGGACGUCUAAGACUAAUGAAGCCACUAACCAUAAGAUUGUCUAAGUAUAUUUUUAAGGGAAGCAUUUGUCAGAAUUUCUGUCGUAUUACAGUGUUACUAGAGUGGUAGGAUCGGAGGAUUGCCUUCUUUUAGAGGUAACUGCGUUUAUCACAGGAUAAGGAUCAGACUACUUUCCCUUGAUUCGGCUUUAAAGGGGAACUAACUACGAGCCGUUUUUAGGAGCUGCAUUUGUUACAAGUAGAAGACAUUGUUUGGCAGCAAUAGGAGACACCGUUUAUACAAGCUAUUGACUAAUCAUUUUUUGGGGGUCUUUUAAAAAGAGUCUACAGUAGAAAAAAAUCAUCUGGAAGAUAAGUAGCAGUGUAUAGUACUCUCCAUCACCUGUAAACACCCCUCAUGUCAAAGGGGUUGUUCACCCGGUCCCGCGGUGGGAAUCAUACUUUACAUGAUCCCCGCUGCAGGUUCCAGCUCCUUCGUUCUCCCAGUUCCACCCCUGCCCCUUGGUCAUCCUGCAUCAACAUCCAGUUCACACAGGUGGCCACUGGCUGCCAACAGUGUCAUUCAUGCAUCACGUGACUCGGUAGCAUGUCACCACUGUGGCCAGUCAUUGGGUGCAUCGGCUGCGUGACCAGAUGUUGACGCAGUGGAGCCGGGGGAGCAAAGGAGUUGGAAUCCAGUGGCAGGAAUCAAGUAAGUAUGAUUCCCACCACAGGUCUGGCCAUGCUGGGGAGUCUGCAAAAAAGGUUCCUAAGGGUUAACAACACCUUUAAGAGGCACACACACAUCUUAAGUGUCUGACUUCUAAAGGGGUUAAACACAGUUCCUAUAAGUACAUCUUCUUCCACUGACUGUCAGACCGAGGUAGUUGUAAUGUUACUGGAUAAUGCCAACAGUUAUCAUUAAAGGUAAGAAGAGGGUGAGAUUUGGCCUAGAAAUCAAAAAAAUGAUUGUGCAAAAUAUUUCUCCAUAGUACAUCAGACUACUUUCCUGUUAAGGUGGCCAUCCACCUUCGAUAGCUGCUGGCCAAACACGACAGCUUUGCUCCUGAACUCCCAAAUACUUGUACACAUGACUGCAUGUGGUCUUAAUGGGGAGAGGGGAAUACAUCUCUGUCAGACACCUCAUCUUCCUCCAGAACAAAGGAUCGGACAUGCUGAAAUCACCAUACCCACUCCUUCUUUCUCCCUGACAUCUUCAGUCUAGGAACUGUCAGGACCUCCCUGUACACAUUAGAUAGUCAGCAUGUUUGGCUGAUGGACAAUCUUUCAGACCACCACAGUUACCCGCUAUCUGUCCUUGUCAGGUGUCAUUAUUUCCACACAACAGAUCGGCGGGUUUAAUGUGUAAUUUCAAUCAAACCAUCCACAUAUGUUUUUUUUCCCCCUGAAAUCUGUGUAAAUCCAGUACCUUGUCUGCCAUGUUGGGGUUCAUCUCCAGACAAUCAUUUUCCACUGCAGAACCUCUUUAAACGAAAGUUAGCGGAUCCUCGACUAUUUUUUAUGGUGGUCUGCUUGUGGUUUCACUGGAAGCUCUUGCAUAUGUAUUAGUGUUCUCUGUGUGUCUUUGCCCUAUGGCUUCAAGCACUUUCAGAAGAUGUGUUGUUUACUAGUCAUUGUAAUUUUGGGGAGUUUUAAUAGUGUAUCUGCUGGCUGUAGUCUUUCUUAUACCCAGAAUUAAUAGUACUCAUAGCAGGAGGUCUAUAGUUGUAUCUGACAGACAAACAGCAUUCUCUGCAAACAAAAAGGGAAUGUCCAUCCUUUGCACCAUUUUGUUUUAAAUCAGAAUUCUAGGUGAAUAUUUUUCUAUCUUUCUAGUAAGCAUAGAAGUUAGAUAAUUGUGGCAGUAACCACUUAGGAAAGCUCACAAGCUCACUGCCUACUGUGUAUGCAAUAAACAACAGGAAAACUAUGCACUGAGCUCCUGAGCGCCCUCUAGUGGUGGCUUAAUGCAGGGGAUUUUUUGCUGUUGGAUGAGUGUCAUCUACCAAGUAAUUAUGGAUAUGGGGCUCUAGAUCUCACAAGGGAGCUCUUAAGUUAGCCAUACACACUAGUCUUUUGUUGGGCGUUGUGUGUACGGAGCUCCCGACAGAUGAUGUUGGGGAAGACGAGGAUCGAAUUAAAUGAAUAUUUUUACCCGAUCCUUUUGUUCUUCCGGGGGAUGAGCCGCCACCAGAAGUGUCUGGUAAUGCCUUUCUCCGCUCUCGCCAUAGAAUACACAUACACGUUCGGUCGAGCUGAGUGUGUAUGGGGGAAGCAGAGAGAGAGAGAGAGUUGGGAGAGAUAGCUGUCAGCUGAAUAUUGGCCGACUGCUCUUGAAUCUGUAUGGGCACCUUAAAGGGAUUGUGCGGGUUCAGAGCUGAACCCGGACAUACCCAUAUUUUCACCCAGGAACUUAAAGGGAACCUGUCAUGUGGAUAUUUGAUUAUAAUCUAACUAAUUAUAUACA